AUGCGUCUCUCCGUUAACCUUCUUUCUCUUACCUUUGCAACUGUGCAUUGUCACACUAUCCAUGCCGCCACCACACGCCAAGCCCGUCAAGCCGCCGCCGGGCUCCCCUCCUCCCAGAACCUCACCGGCGCCAUCUUCAGCGGCGACGCCACAUCUCCCAACCCCAUGAGCCCCAAAACGCGCUACGCCCCCUACGCCGACACCCUCCACCUGGACAGCGGCAACACGCGCAGCUCAGACACGCUCGGCCCGCUCGGCUUCAACAUCACUCCAUCCACCUGGCCCGCCCCCAAAUCGCCUUUUUUCUGGGACAACACGACCGGCACCAGCCUCACGUCGAUCGCCCUCUGCGACGGCUCCCGCGCCUGCAUCGCGGCGCUCGACCCGCGCACCCUCUCCACCCUCGCCUCCUGGUCGCCGCCGGACAAUCAGACGCUGCAGAUAACGUACCUGCAAGUGCGCGGGACGAGCGUCAUCGCGCCGACGGCCGAGGGGCGGCUGUACGUCGUCGACCGCGAAACGCACGCCAACAACGGCACCGUCGCCUUCCAAACAACUCGCCAGAUGGACGUCAGCGCGCACAUCCCCACAGGCCAGACGGUGCUGGGCGCGGCGUGGGACGCAGCGGGCAACGUCUGGUUCGCUACAGGCGGCAUCGUCGGCGUCGACGACGCGUCUGCGAACGGGACGACGGUGGGAUACGUCGCGGCGGACGAUGAUGGCAGCGUGUACGUCGUGUCGAUCGACAACCAGGUCGCGGAGAACAACAUGGCCGUGUCGGGGGAGACGGUGUACAUGUCGACGGGGCCGGCCGGGGCGGAUGACCACGCUGACGCGGUGGGCUAUCUGCUCGGUUUCCAGGCAGAUCGCGAGAAGGGGGUGCGCACCGUGUUCAACGAGAGUUACGAAGCCGGGAGUGGAUUGAAGCCUGGCGCGUUUGCGCGCGGGAGCGGAUCGAGCCCCGGGAUGGUGGGGGACGCGUACAUUGCCGUUACGGACAACGCGGACGGCCGGAUUCACCUGAACGUGUACAAACAGGUAACGAACGGAUACGUGCUGGACGCCGCCGGUCAGAAGAACAGGGUCUGCUCCCUCCCGCUGUUCGGCGUGAAUGCGAGCGCGAACGACAACGCGCUAGUGACGCAUUGGGACGGCGAGACGGGAGAGGCGAGCAUCGUGGUGACCAACUCGUUUCAUCAGCCGACCAUGCUGAAUCUCAGAGAUGGUCUCCCCGCGGAUAUCAACGAUGCAGCUUGGAAUGAUCUAACAGUCAUGCCGGGCGAGUUUCUGUCGGUGGCUGUAGUUCCCGAGGGAAAUGGGACAAGGUGCGAAGUUGUGUGGGAGAAAAAGGAAUUCUAUCAGACGAGCAUCCCGAUACUGUCCACGGCUGCAGGAUUACUGUAUACGUAUGCGUUGGAUGGCGAACUAGCGAAGGAAGGGAGUUGGAUGUGGUAUUGGGUGGCACUGGAUGCUCGGACCGGCAUUGAGCGCUGGAGGGUCAGAGCAGGUGCCGGAGGGACCUACAACAACAACGGGAUGCUACCGUACUUGGGGCCCGAUGGCGCGUUGUGGAUUGCGACGGUUGCGGGGACGGUGAAGCUGCAGGAUAAGGCGUGA
This is a messenger RNA of Lasiodiplodia theobromae, 1617 nucleotides long. RefSeq lists its product as uncharacterized. The record is from RefSeq and is a predicted model, not a curated record. Lineage: Eukaryota; Fungi; Ascomycota; Dothideomycetes; Botryosphaeriales; Botryosphaeriaceae. The coding region runs from base 1 to 1617 and encodes 538 amino acids. The transcript is spliced from 2 exons.